AUGUGGGAUGUGGAGGCUCAGGAGGAGGAGGUGGUGGAGGAGGAGGAGGCAGCUGCAGAGGAGGAGCAGGAGGAGGCAGGGGAGGAGGAGGCCCCUCAGGAGGCUGAGGCCGAUGAGGAGCCAGAGGAUGGAGGAGAGGAGGCAAAGCCCAAAUUCAAACCUUUCAUGUUGCCCAACCUGGUGCCUCCCAAGAUUCCAGAUGGAGAAAAAGUUGACUUUGAUGAUAUCCACCGUAAGCGCAUGGAGAAGGACUUGAUUGAGCUGCAGUCACUGAUUGAGUCCCACUUUGAGGCCCGCAAAAAAGAAGAGGAAGAGCUGAUCAACCUCACGGACAGGAUUGAGAAGCGCCGUUCCGAGCGGGCAGAGCAGCAUCGAAUCCGCAGUGAGCGUGAGAAAGAACGGCAGAAGCGCGUUGAGGAGGAGCGAGCACGAAAAGAGGAGGAGGAGGCAAAGAAGAGAGCAGAGGAAGACGCCAAGAAGAAAAAGACUCUCACCAGCUUACAUUUUGGCGGUUACAUGCAGAGAACAGAUAAACGAGUUGGAAAGAAACAGACUGAACGGGAGAAGAAGAAGAAGAUCCUCAAUGACCGCCGCAAACCUCUGGAUAUUGAACACAUGAAUGAGAACAGCCUGAGGGAAAAGGCUAAAGAGCUGUGGAGUCGGAUGUACGAGUUGGAGGCUGAGAAAUUUGAGCAGCAAUACGAGUUCACAAAGCAGAGAUAUGAAAUUAACGUGCUGAGGAACCGAGUGAGUGAUCACCAGAAAACGUCGAAGCGAACCAAAAGAGGCCUGAGGAAGUAGACAUCCUUUGCUGAUGGCCAGCUUCGUAAACCCUCAUCUCACUUUUCAUCUUUGAUCUUUGAAGCCUUUGUAACAUCCCCUUCAACUUGCAUUGCAAUUAUGUGUUCUGUUAUGUCUAUGAAAUGGAGAGGUGUAAUGUAUUCAGUUUAGAAAAUUCUAAAUUAGAAUAAUAAAUGUAAAAAUUAAAAUAAUCUGUAGCAUUUGUUUGAUUAUUGUAAUUGAUUAGAAUAUGGCCCGUGACAUCUUUCUACCAGUAUGUAUCUAUUUAUUUUCUCAAAGGCAGCAUUUAUAUGCCACUCCAACCAGAGUUCACCAUUUGCACAUGCUAUUCUGCAAUUACAGUCUCUCUCAGUCGCUUUGUUGCAUUUCUCAAAUCAUCAUUAACGUUUGCGCAACAGUUAGUGCAUUUCUUAAAACAAUUAGUGCAAACUGCACUACAUAGUGGUUUACCUGCAAAAUGUAAAAUAUCUAAAAAAAAUAUCUCAAACUUCUUAAUUAGUUUAUGUCUCAAAGGCAAGUAUUUAUGCCAAUGAAACUGUCAGUGCAAUCAGAAUGACAAGUCCUUACACCAUUGUUCAUGAACAAGAUAGUCAAACUGCUUUGCAUCUUGUCAAUAUGACUUAGUAUUUUUUAAUGAAAUCCAAAAGGCAACACUAUUGUCACAUUUUGACCAACAUGACAAUUACAAAAACUGCAGAUUUUGAACAUGAUCUGUUGCAUGGAUUUACGUACUAAAGCAUUUGCUGUUGUACAAGAUUCAGAGCAAUUGCUUUUAUUAUGUGCUUGAGAUAAGCUGGUAUGGAGUUUGAACAAGCAGUUUUGAGAAUUUCGAUUCUGGUCUGAGAAAUGAGCCAAAGCGACUGACAAAAUCUGAAUCAUGGACUCCAAUCUUAGCAUGAGUGAGGGAAAUGAAAUAUCCAGUCUAUCCUAGGGUGGUUUAAUCAUCUUUAAAAUACCUAUCAUGGAACCAGUAUGGAUUUACUGUAACUAUGAGUAACCCCAUGGCCAGUGAGAAUGGAAGUCUGUGUGAGGGUGAGAAGUCCCAGGGAGUUUGUGCUGACACGCAGAAGUGCCGUCGGCCACUGAGCGAGCACUCUGACUGAGGAGAGGACAACAUGCCCAGACGAGUUUACAUAAUGUUGUCUUUAGACACACCCAUGUUAUCUGAACUCUAAGACUAAAACACAGACAAUUUUACAUUUUCCCAUGCUAUAGCAGAUUCCUUAAAAGUUAUCAAACCAAGAUUGUUGGGUUGUUUUGUAUAUUUUUUCAGUGUGCUUGUCCAUUAAGUUUGGCACCAGAAGAAAAAUCGAAUGAAUGCA
Sardina pilchardus (European sardine) is the source of this 2123-nucleotide messenger RNA. It is a transcript of the gene tnnt2a, whose product is annotated as troponin T type 2a (cardiac). Gene Ontology annotation, biological process: regulation of muscle contraction; sarcomere organization; cardiac muscle contraction. Gene Ontology annotation, cellular component: troponin complex. The record is from RefSeq and is a predicted model, not a curated record. Lineage: Eukaryota; Metazoa; Chordata; Actinopteri; Clupeiformes; Clupeidae. Gene Ontology annotation, molecular function: troponin I binding; troponin C binding; tropomyosin binding. The transcript has 12 exons. The coding region runs from base 1 to 801 and encodes 266 amino acids.